GCAGCCCCGGGGGCCUGAAUUAGGCUACUCCCCGGGCUGACACUCUCUCCCUAAGGAAGACGUGCUGUCGAAUCAGCGCUGGGCAGCGAGAGCGCCCAGGGGGGCUUCUUCAUUUGAGGAGAGGUGGGGUUAUAGGGCACAGGUGACAGGGCCGGAGAAAGAUGGAGCAGCCCUGGGCGGCGGCGUCGGGAGCGGGAGGCGGCAGCGAGGAACCCUAUGGGGGCCGGAGCAACAAGCGGAGCGCGGGGAACCGAGCUGCCAACGAAGAGGAAACGAAAAACAAACCCAAAUUGCGUGACCGAAUUACAAGUUUUAGAAAAUCUACAGUCAAGAAAGAAAAGCCUCUUAUUCAACAUCCUAUUGAUUCCCAAGUCGCAAUGAGUGAGUUUCCAGUAGCUCAGCCAUUGUAUGAUGAACGAUCUUUGAAUUUGUCAGAAAAGGAAGUACUGGAUCUCUUUGAAAAAAUGAUGGAGGACAUGAACCUUAAUGAAGAAAAAAAAGCUCCUUUACGAAACAAAGAUUUUACCACCAAGCGUGAGAUGGUUGUCCAGUAUAUUUCUGCUACUGCCAAAUCUGGUGGUCUGAAAAACAGCAAGCAUGAAUGUACUCUGUCUUCACAAGAAUAUGUUCAUGAAUUACGAUCUGGUAUUUCAGAUGAGAAACUUCUUAACUGCCUAGAAUCCCUGAGGGUUUCAUUAACCAGCAAUCCUGUCAGUUGGGUUAACAACUUUGGACAUGAAGGUCUUGGGCUCUUAUUGGAUGUUCUGGAAAAGAUUCUGGACAAAAAACUGCAAGAAAAUAUUGACAAGAAGAAUCAAUAUAAACUCAUUCAGUGCCUCAAAGCAUUUAUGAAUAAUAAGUUUGGAUUACAAAGGAUUCUAGGGGAUGAAAGAAGUCUUUUACUAUUGGCAAGAGCAAUUGACCCCAAACAACCCAACAUGAUGACUGAAAUAGUAAAAAUACUUUCUGCUAUUUGCAUUGUUGGAGAAGAGAAUAUUCUAGAUAAACUUUUAGGGGCUAUAACUACUGCUGCAGAGAGAAAUAACAGGGAGCGAUUUUCACCAAUUGUGGAAGGAUUGGAAAAUCAUGAAGCUUUGCAAUUACAGGUGGCGUGCAUGCAGUUUAUAAAUGCCCUUGUCACUUCUCCAUAUGACCUUGAUUUCCGAAUCCAUUUAAGGAAUGAAUUCCUUCGUUCAGGACUAAAAACCAUGUUACCAGAUCUAAAAGAAAAAGAGAACGAUGAGCUUGAUAUUCAGUUGAAAGUAUUUGAUGAGAACAAAGAGGACGACCUAACUGAAUUAUCCCAUCGUCUCAAUGAUAUUCGAGCAGAAAUGGAUGAUAUGAAUGAAGUAUAUCACCUUCUAUAUAAUAUGUUGAAAGAUACUGCAGCUGAAAAUUACUUAUUAUCCAUUCUGCAACACUUUUUGCUCAUCAGAAAUGAUUAUUAUAUCAGGCCACAGUAUUAUAAAAUAAUUGAGGAGUGUGUUUCUCAGAUAGUGUUGCACUGCAGUGGCAUGGACCCAGACUUUAAGUACAGACAAAGAUUAGACAUUGAUUUUACUCAUCUGAUAGAUUCUUGUGUGAACAAGGCAAAAGUUGAAGAAAGUGAACAAAAAGCAAUGGAAUUUUCAAAGAAGUUUGAUGAAGAAUUCACAGCUCGACAGGAAGCUCAAGCUGAGCUUCAAAAACGAGAAGAAAAAAUCAAAGAACUUGAAACAGAAAUCCAGCUACUUCGAAUCCAGGGCCAUGGAUCCUUGAGUUCAUCAGGAACUCCAGGUCCUCCUCCACCACCUCCCUUGCCAGGUGUUGGCCCACCACCACCUCCACCACCUGCACCUCUACCUGGAGCUCCUCCUCCUCCACCUCCAUUAUCUGGAUUUGGGGGUAUUCCACCACCACCACCACCACCUUUAUUUGGAGGACCUCCUGCACCACCACCCCUCGGAGGAAUGUCUUCUCCCCCAGGAGUGCCACUUGAUCUACCUUAUGGAAUGAAGCAGAAGAAAAUAUAUAAACCUGAAGUGUCCAUGAAGAGAAUCAAUUGGUCAAAGAUCGAGCCUAAAGAAUUAUCUGAGAACUGUUUCUGGUUAAAAGUAAAAGAAGAAAAGUUUGAAAAUCCAGAUCUCUUUGCAAAAUUGGCACUGAAUUUUGCUACCCAUAUAAAAGGUACAUCUUUUAAAAUAUAUAAAUUUCUGAUUCUGAUAUAUUGCAAUUUAGUACCAUGCCAAAGAUUUUUAGAAAUGUGUAUAUGUGAAAUUUUUCCAUACUGGAUAGUGUCAAACAAAUACAUUAACAAAUUAGCUAUAUAUUAUCCAGUAACGAAAAAAAAAAAAAAAGAAAAAAAAAACCUCUUUUUCCUUUGAAUUU
Marmota flaviventris (yellow-bellied marmot) is the source of this 2367-nucleotide messenger RNA. The record is from RefSeq and is a predicted model, not a curated record. NCBI's taxonomy places the organism in Eukaryota, Metazoa, Chordata, Mammalia, Rodentia, Sciuridae.